GGGCGGGGCUUAGUGGCGCGGCCUGAGGGCGGCGGGAGUCUGCUUGCUUCCUCGGCGGUGUCCCACGCUGCUCGCACGCUGUGCGGGGCAACAUGGCGGACACGGAAGUGUAUAUUGUGCCGAAGAAACAUAAGAAGAAAAAGGAGCGGAAGUCGUUAGCAGAAGAAGAUGUAGCAGAGAUACAACACGCUGAGGAAUUUCUUAUCAAACCUGAAUCCAAGGCGGCUCAGUUGGACACAUCUCAAUGGCCCCUGUUGCUCAAGAAUUUCGAUAAGCUAAACGUAAGGACAACACACUAUACACCUCUUCCUUGUGGAUCAAAUCCUCUGAAGAGAGAGAUUGGGGACUAUAUCAGGACAGGUUUCAUUAAUCUUGAUAAGCCCUCCAACCCCUCUUCCCAUGAGGUGGUAGCGUGGAUCCGACGAAUACUUCGGGUGGAGAAGACAGGACACAGUGGUACUCUGGAUCCCAAGGUGACUGGCUGUUUAAUCGUGUGCAUAGAACGAGCCACUCGCUUGGUGAAAUCCCAACAGAGUGCAGGCAAAGAGUAUGUGGGAAUUGUCCGGCUACACAAUGCUAUUGAAGGGGGGACUCAACUUUCUAGGGCCCUAGAAACUCUGACAGGUGCCUUAUUCCAGCGACCCCCACUUAUUGCUGCAGUAAAGAGGCAGCUCCGAGUGCGGACCAUAUACGAGAGCAAGAUGAUCGAGUAUGAUCCGGAAAGAAGAUUAGGAAUCUUCUGGGUGAGUUGUGAGGCCGGCACGUAUAUUCGGACACUGUGUGUGCACCUGGGUUUGUUGUUGGGAGUUGGCGGUCAGAUGCAGGAACUUCGGCGGGUGCGUUCUGGAGUCAUGAGUGAAAAGGACCAUAUGGUGACGAUGCACGAUGUGCUUGAUGCCCAGUGGCUGUAUGACAACCACAAGGAUGAGAGUUACCUGCGGCGGGUUGUUUACCCUUUAGAAAAGCUCUUGACAUCUCACAAACGGCUGGUGAUGAAAGACAGCGCGGUGAAUGCAAUCUGCUAUGGGGCAAAGAUCAUGCUUCCGGGAGUUCUCCGAUACGAGGACGGCAUCGAAGUCAACCAGGAGAUCGUGGUCAUCACCACCAAAGGGGAAGCGAUCUGCAUGGCUAUUGCAUUAAUGACCACAGCAGUGAUCUCUACCUGUGACCAUGGUAUAGUAGCCAAGAUCAAGAGAGUGAUCAUGGAGAGAGAUACUUAUCCUCGGAAGUGGGGUUUAGGUCCAAAGGCAAGUCAGAAGAAGUUGAUGAUCAAGCAGGGCCUUCUGGAUAAGCAUGGCAAGCCCACGGACAGCACACCUGUCGCCUGGACGCAGGAGUACGUGGACUACAGUGACUCUGCCAAGAGAGAGGUGGCGGCCAAGGCAGCAAAAGCCCCGCAGGAAGUUGUUGAAGUGGUAAAAGCCCCAAAAGUAGUUGAUGAAGCGGUGAAAGCUCCAAAGCGGAAGCGAGAGAGCGAAAGUGACGAGACGUCACCACAGCUGGUCAAGAAAGAAAAGAAGAAGAAGAAGGAUAAGAAGGCCAAAGCUGGUGUAGACAGUGCGGACGAUCCGGGAGACGGGGACAGUGACGCCAGCAAGAAGAAGAAGAAGAAGAAGAAGAAAAUCAAAGUGGAAGUGGUUUCUGAGUAGUGGAGACCACUUCAAGCCCGGUGUCCAGUUGGGAGGAGAAAUUAAAAAGCCUUACUGAGAAAACCUAAUUCCUUUGGUUCUUGAGGGAAUGGAACCCAGGUCCCAGAAAGGGUGGAGAGCCCCGGCACGUUUUCCUGCUACCUGAGAGCUCUGUGAGGUCACCUGGUGCGCCCAUCCCAUCCUGUCCUGUUUUAAGGAUACGGGUGAAGGAGGCGGAUUUGAUGCCACCCGCUUCUCUGCUGGGGAGAGUCGGAACCCUCUCCUUCAGACCCAGCGCAGCCCGGGCACCGUCUCAGCCGUUGCCCGGUGGCUGUGUUGACACCCUCGCUCUCUCCUGGUUUGCACCCCGUCCCCCGCCCUGGCUCAUCGAAAGCGUCCGCACGUUGCUCAAUGAAAUGGUGUAGAGCAAGUAAAACCAUAGAACCGAGCCACGCUGCUCACUGCAGAGAUCAAUUUUUCCUCCCGCGUCCUAUGAGGACAGUGGUCUACCUUGGCGUCACGGCCACCUGUGUCACCCCCAUUUCCCCUGCCAGAGGCAGGCCAAACUUAUCAGCUGUUUUCCGGUCCAUCUCGGGCUUAGUGGUCUUCUGUGUACUUGUUCAGAGCCUGUGUGUACAGCCUCGUGUGCCUGGAUCCAUCUGCCUACGUGUUUUGUGACAGAAGCUAGAAACUGCUCUGUACUCUUAACCCUCCUUUACUUUCAAAGGAUGCAAUCACUGCUGGGAGAAGGUUGGAAUUUUUACUUAUUAAACUUUACUUGUUUUUAAAAGUA
Lynx canadensis (Canada lynx) is the source of this 2421-nucleotide messenger RNA. RefSeq names its product dyskerin pseudouridine synthase 1 (gene DKC1). Gene Ontology annotation, molecular function: RNA binding; pseudouridine synthase activity. The transcript is spliced from 15 exons. Gene Ontology annotation, cellular component: box H/ACA snoRNP complex. The coding region runs from base 93 to 1649 and encodes 518 amino acids. Lineage: Eukaryota; Metazoa; Chordata; Mammalia; Carnivora; Felidae. The record is from RefSeq and is a predicted model, not a curated record. Gene Ontology annotation, biological process: box H/ACA sno(s)RNA 3'-end processing; snRNA pseudouridine synthesis; mRNA pseudouridine synthesis.